Molecule: messenger RNA, 7968 nt
Organism: Penicillium waksmanii
Lineage: Eukaryota; Fungi; Ascomycota; Eurotiomycetes; Eurotiales; Aspergillaceae
Product: non-ribosomal peptide synthetase
Exons: 3
Coding region: 1-7968 (2655 amino acids)
Biological process (GO): amino acid activation for nonribosomal peptide biosynthetic process; secondary metabolite biosynthetic process
Cellular component (GO): cytoplasm
Molecular function (GO): catalytic activity; phosphopantetheine binding
Source: RefSeq, a predicted model, not a curated record
AUGUCGUCUAAAACCACACGAUGGAAGUGCUUUCUACAGCCAUCAGCUCGAUUGCCAGAUGAAAGUAUUCCAGCGACGUUGCUUCCUGUUCCAUCCGGUGAGACCGUGACUGAAUAUCUCUCGCUUGGAGGUCUGAAAUCACUUGAUCGUACUUUCCUUCAGGGAGUUGAGAAUCAGGAGGGCCUCAAAUCCUUGAUCAAUGGCUACUCACGUUGGAUCAUGGAAGUGACUGCACAAAACCGGGUUGCAUUCUUAGUAACUGAACAGAGCGAUGAUCUAGCUCUCAGAUGUGCAGUUGUCUCCUCGAACCGCCUCUCUGAAGAUGAGAUGUUGGAGUGGGAGAUAUAUGAAAUUUCCUUGGAAAGCCUUACUGGGGAUUUGGAGACCUUGGAGUUUGCAUUAUGUCUGAGAUACGAAGCUGGAAUCGAAGAAUCCCUCAAAAUUUCGAUCCGAGUGGCGUUGUGUAUAGAUCUGCAAUCAUCGACAGCAAUUUUCGCGCACCGAGUCGAGUCGACAAAUGAUGGUUAUCUCUCGGAUAUUGAAAAACGACUAGGGACAAUUUUAGAACACGAGGAGGACCAGAAUGAGAAAAUAGGUGUUUGGGAAAGGGAGUUGAAGGAGUUUGUCGGCCUUGGUGAUAUUCACUUCCCAACGCUCUCCUGCACACGGUCGUUGGAGCCUCCAGCUAGCCCCACUUGCACCCAAACAAAGCUCACUUUGCAAGUGUCAUGGGAGAAAUUGGCCAACCUCGCCCAGCAGCUGGGUCUGAAAUCUGGCGUCUCUGUGGUCCGUGGAGCAUUUGCAUACACCUUGGCCGAGUAUACGGAGACGGACAAGAUAAUUUUGGGGGAUCAAGACCUACCAGAUCUGACCCAAGACAAUUCAGUCAACCUGGUCCCAGUCAGUGUUUUGCCACAAGAUACCUCUGAGGAGUUCUUAUGUCGACUUGACAAAUUCGAGCGAAGCACGUCUAUCAUACCAAGUCCUACUGCGCAGAACCUUCGAGACAUUCUCAAAAUUCCCUCGUCUCAGACUCCAUACAAUGCUUUAUUCGCGUAUCAGCAGCGCGCCGUCCAUGAAUCUGAUCCGGAGUCCUCACACAGUGCAUCCCGGACAUCUCUCGAAGCCCCGAUGGAGCUCACUCUUCAAAGGUCAGAAAAGGACCAACCGAUAUGCAAACUUUCAUGUCGGUCGCUAUUGAUGGAUGUCCCUCAUUCAGAAAUGGUCAUGAAGCAAAUCGAUGCUUUGGUCACCUCGAUGUGCUCCGCGCCCACCGAGCGGAUUCAAGAACUCACCCAUCUAUUUCCAAAAGAACUUCUCUCUAUCCACUCCCCGAUGGUGAGCGAUGAUGUUAAAAGGGCUCCAUUGCUAUCCCCAGCUCACUGGGUUGACCAUUGGGCUUCUUCCAACCCCUCUUGGGUUGGGCUUGAGAUCAUCGAUGCGAUCAGCGAAAACGAUACAGCAUCCCGAACAUGGACUUAUCGCGAACUUUCCGAAACCUCUGACCGGCUCUGCACAUGGAUCGUGAACCGCGGAUGGCACAAUAGGUCAAUAGCGGUGUGCUUAGAUCGCUCAUUCAUGGCGUACUGUCUGGUGCUAGCUAUCUGGAAAAGUGGCAACUGCUAUGUGCCAAUCGCCGAAGAUCUUCCCGAGGCACGUCAACUAUUUCUUCUCUCAGAUAGUGGUGCGACAGCCUUUUUUGCCGAUAAGAAUGUCACAAAACUCCUUCUCUCCGCUGAAAAUUGCGAAGUGGUCGAUAUUGCCGGCCUUGAGAUCUGUGGAAACUCCGAAGUUGUCAGAGAUAAACAAUUAAUUGAUCCGAAACCGACAGAUGAUUGCUAUCUUCUUUAUACUUCUGGGUCUACUGGAGCUCCGAAGGGUGUUCUCGUUAGUCGAGGAAAUCUAUCCGCAUUUGCCGAGGCACAGUCUAAUUAUAUCUGUCGCGAUGUUCCAGACACACCAAAGUUGAAGGGUGUUGGGAGUUACCUUGCGCAUGCCAGUCGAGCCUUUGAUGUGCACAUUUGUGAGAUGGUGCUCGGAUGGAGGCAUGGGCUUCGUCUAGUCACAGGCCAGCGAAGCAUGCUUCUGGACAAUUUGUUCCUAGUCCUGAGGCGCUUCAAAAUCACUCAUGCUGGCUUCGUACCCUCGCUUCUCGAACAUGCGGGUGUUAGUGCGGAAUCAUUGCCUGAUCUACGCUAUCUUGGAGUCGGAGGAGAGAAGAUUUCGGAGACAAUCAUUGAACGAUUUGUCGGCAAACGAUCGAUUUCUCUCGUCAACGCAUACGGACCAACCGAAGCCACGAUAGGCUUCACUAGCCAUACCGUGAAGCCCUGGUCAACGGUACGCAAUAUUGGCACCGCUGUGGGAAAUAUCACCGUCCACGUCCUGGAAUCGAAUUCAUCAAAAUACGUGAAGCGAGGGCAAGCAGGAGAACUCUGUGUGACAGGUGAUCUGGUCGCCAGCGGUUAUCAUCGGAGGCCCGAUGCGGCGGGCUUCACAGAUCAUAAUGGACAGCGAAUGUACCGGACGGGAGACAUCGUACGCCUGAUGGCCAAUGAUUGUAUUGAAUAUCUUGGGCGACGAGAUAGUCAGGCUAAGAUACGUGGCCAGCGUCUGGAGCUUGAAGAGGUUUCCAUUGCAAUUCGUCGUUGCGCGGGAUUUCCGGUCAAUGUGACUUCUAUGAUUACUCCUUCUCCAAUUACGAAACGACCUCAGUUGGUCUCCUUCAUCAGCCCAUCCAGUGACAGACUAGAUUCUUCAAGCACCAAGGUCACUUUCAUGAAGAACCAAUACCAGGAAUGGGUUCCAAAGAUUUUGAUCAGGUGCCGGGUUGAAUUGCCUGCCUACAUGGUACCUAGUGUUCUACUUCCGGUCUCCUCUAUACCUAUCCAAAUAUCUGGAAAAGCAGACAGUCGUCGUCUUGUUGCAUUAUAUGGAAGUAUUCCUAUUUCAGACCUGCUGUUAGGACAUGGGGUAGUGGAUCUGGAGCCUAGUUCAGAAACUGACCUAGAAUCUAACCAAGAAACAAACCCGGAGAAUCCCUAUUCGGAACCAGGUGGUGCAGAUAUGACAGCAGAUGAGAUGCAAGUUUGUGAUAUAAUCUGCUCUCAGAUAGAAACAGACCCAAAAUCUGUCACUAGAGCAACGAGUAUCUUCCAAUUGGGGAUUGAUAGCCUGGGUGCCCUCAGUGUGGCGGCAAAAUUGCGUCAGGCAGGAUACACCUGCUCAGCAGUCGAUGUCCUCAGCAAGGGUACAAUUCAAAAAAUUGCCUUGUUACCAAACUCAAGUAGCGAUUUGUGUCGAAAGCAAAUGAGGAGCUUUUCCGAGGACCAAGGCGCCGAAGUUUCGCACAGAUUAGCGCAGAUUGACCAGAACUUCCGGAAUUCCCAGACACAAAUUCCAAAUUCUUCAAUUUCCGUCAUCCGUCCAUGUCUGCCUCUACAGGAAAGCAUUGUUUCUAGCUCCGUGGGCAGUCCGAUACCCUUAUAUGUCAAUCAUAUCAUGUGCCGUCUUGGAAAUUCUAUCAAACUUACAAGCCUGAAGUCAGCAUUCGAGGACUUGAUGCAGCAAAAUGAAAUUCUCCGCACGUGCUUCCAGGUCGUGGACAGAAAGGUAUUACAAGUUGUUCUAAAACCUCGCGUGUUGACUAUCCGCUGGGACGAAGUUGUUGUUUCUGAUGAAAACGUCGCCCGGGGUCUUUUCGAUAUGCGUCAAGCCGGAAUUGCCUCCAGAAUUAUCCAAAAAAUCGACAAAGAACCCCCGUUCCAUAUCCUUGCUGCUUCUCCGAUAUGCGAGGAUGACCCAGGAUGGUUCAUGCUGUCUAUUCAUCAUUCUAUCUUUGACGGUGCUAGCAUGGGCAUCUUCCUCAAACAACUUCACCAUCAUUAUACUGGCAAUGCAGCAAUGUGUCCGGUCGAUCUCGCUCCUCUUUAUCAUUACAUGGUGGCAAACGCCGAAGCAGAUACUGAGCGCUUCUGGUCCCGUUAUCUCGAUGGCUACUCUCCGGGUAUUGUCGAGGAUCAAGAAAGCGAUGGUGGAUCUUAUUCCAUCAUGACAAAGACUCUACCUUUCGGAUUAUCAUCACUCUCUAAAAACGCUGCUCAGGCAUUUUCGACUGCUCCAAUUAUCGUUGAAACAGCAUGGGCGAUUGUUCUUGCGGAGUGUCUAGGCCAAAAAGAUGUUAUAUUUGGGCGUGUGAUGAAUGGCAGGACUAUCCCGGUGGAUUCAGUGGAAGAAAUGCUUGUUCCGCUCGUGACAACCAUCCCGGGCAGGUUUAGACUUCCUUCUCUCAGAUCGAGUCUGAUAGAGCUAGCCAAGAUUCAUACACAGGCUAUGCUUGAGUCUCUUCCUCAUCAGCAUACACCCCUUCGCACAAUUCAGCGAUAUACUCGGGUGCCAGGUCCAUUGUUCAACACAUUGAUAUCAUACAUCGUCACGAGCCCCCAGUCACCUUGGGCGGAUAUGUUGACUGAAAUGGAAAGCAUUAUGCCAGCAGAUUAUCCACUUGCUCUCGAGGUCAAUGCGGAGCCUGGUGCCGACAGAGUUACGUUGCGUUUGCGAAUUUCCAAAGCCCUCUCUUCCAAUCAAAGAUAUGCAUCCCUCGUGGACAGGAUUUCUAACCUUCUCACUGGCCUGAUUUCAGAUGGAGAUGCUAUGAUUGAUGCCCCAGAGCCAUUAAUAGAGCGAGAGAAAAAGCAGCCUGUCUGGGACGAGAUUCAGUGGACUGAUAUCGAAAGAAAGAUCCAACGGGCCGUGGCUGAGGUAUCAGGUCUUUCGGACUCGCAAAUUUCCAAGAAUGCAUCAUUUUUUGCAUUGGGAAUUGACUCCGUCGUUUCCAUUCAUCUGGCUCGUUGCUUGAAGGUAGAAAAUAUUGAUGCCUCUCCAAGUGAUAUCUUAAGGUAUCCAUCCAUCGGAGCUCUACACAAUUAUCUCGGAAAGCCUCGUGUUGUAUCUCGUCAAACGGAAGCCCUCGAAAGGCCUUUGGACCACGAUUUGGGCGCAGAACUGUUUCAUCCAGAUGACUCAAUUGUUAAGACUUAUCCUUGCACACCUCUGCAGACCGCAAUGAUUGGUCAAUGCUUAAGUUCGGCGGGCAAGGGAUACCUUCAUCACCAUGUGAUAACUCUCAGUGGCUCACUCGAAUCGGAGAGACUACUUCAUGCGUGGAAAGAAACGGUGAAAAAUGCCGAUAUUCUUCGCACGUCGUUCCAUCGCCACGCAACCAAUAGCCAAUUUCAUGCUGCAGCUCACAAGUAUCCUCUCAUCCAAUGGUCGCACCAGUCAAACGUCGCAUCGCUAUCCCAGGCCAUCGAGGCGAUAUCUCAAGAAGCAUCCUACCCCAGUAUUGCGAGUUUCAGCAAGCCUCCAUGGAAAGUUACUUUGCUCACUGGGAGUUCCCAACAAUUGAUGGUUGUCUCCAUGCAUCACUGUCUUUACGACGGAUUUUCGCUUCCCCUCCUCUUCAGCAGCCUAGAGAAAAGUUAUCUCGGACACACAGAACAUCUAGGCUCGUUCGCACUUGCCGCGCAGAAAGUAUCAUCCAUGCAAUUAUCAUCCAUAAAGUUUUGGACUGAUGUGGUGGCCGGCUACCAAUACUUUGGAUUGCCGAUCUCGCAGCCCUCCACUCAGCCCGACGUUCAGUGGACAGAGAUCAAGAUAGAGACUGGAGUUCCUGAAUUGCAGCGUCUUUGUGGCGCAGCCAACGUCACCUUACAGACUGUGGCCCUGCUUGCUUUUGGGCGCUCUUUGAUGCCCAUUGUUGGUCAGCGUGACGUUGUGUUCGGACAUGUAGUCUCCGGCCGCAGCUUCGAUAUCGACGAUUCGAUGAAUGUGAUAGGGCCCCUUUUCAACACUGUCCCUUUCCGCCUCAAGCUUGAAUCCGCUCAUAAAAGCACUCGCUCCGUCUUGGAAGAUAUUCAGCGUUUCUCAAUCGAUUGUCAACGCUUCCAGCAUGCCCCAUUAAGUCUUGUGCAAAAGGAUUGGCGGAUGGCAAAGAACAGCAAUGGAUCUUCAUUAUUCGAUGCACUUUUCACAUUCAAUAAGUCGGAAAAGUUUGAUGCUCAUUCAAUCUUCCAGCCAUAUGAGUCGUCUCGCAAACCGGAUAUCCCUCACUACAGACUCAAUGUGGAAUUUGAUCAAUCUCCGGAUUCCCUUGUUGUCCGGGUAGUAACCCGUGAUUUGCUGACCAAAAAGAGCGACCUCGAGACUUGGACUCAAAGCCUUGCCCUAGCGAUCGAAGAUAUUCCUUCUUCUUGCGAGCCAGCUCUGAUCCCUCUGUGCAUGGCAGAUGACGCUUCUCCAGAUGACUCUGUUUUCAGAACCUACGUGGAAGGGCUGAAGCUUAUUCUGUCUCAGGUUACACAUACAAAGCCGGAGAAUAUCCAUGAGAGUAACAGUGUAUUUACGCUAGGUCUGGAUUCAAUUCUGGCACUUGAUGUCAGCUCUCAGUGCCGCAAUGCUGGGCUUGAGGUUUCAGUCACUGAGAUCCUUCAAGGAGAAACUAUUCGAGGUAUCGCAAACCUCGCAUCAAAGAAGCAGAGUGUAUCCUGUAAGCCCGCAGGGUCUACUUUGACCGAUAACUUUGCUAUCACCUCACAUGCUAGAAGCAAGGCAUUAUCGCUUUUGUCUCUCUCGGAUGACAAGGUCGAGGUUGUUAUUCCUUGCCUCAGCGGCCAGAACUUCUACAUAGCUUCUUGGCUCCGCAGUCAACGACAGCUUUGGGAGUUCACAUUCCCACUCAUGUCACAAUCUAAGCUCGAUCCGCAGCGACUCCAGCAUGCUUGGCAACAGCUUCAACAAAGACAUAGCAUCCUUCGUACAACAUUCGCUGCGAUACUUCCAGAUCAAAUCGUGCAAGUCGUGCAAAAGCCCUGCCAAGUUGUACCACAAACCCAGAUUCACAUUGAACAAGCUUCUGGAGAUCUGAAACCAUUCAUCCAUGGCUUGAUGCAAAGUAUUAGACGCAAAUCAUCUAAUCUUUUUACGCCUCCUAUCCGCCUCCGGCUGGUUCAAUAUGCUGGGUCUGAUGUUCUUCUGUUGACUUUACACCAUGCUUUGUAUGAUGCAAGAACCAUCUCCAUUCUGGUGCAUGAUCUGGAAGCUUUGUACCAGAGCAAGCCCAUGAGCCCCUCUUCAAACUUCACAUCCUUCGUGCUUGACACACGACAAAGGUAUCAUUCUGGCUUUGCAGAUGACUACUGGAAGAAAGCACUCCUCAUGGGUCAACGCACACUUCUUGGGCCACAGCCCGCCAGUGACCCAACUCCUUUAAGUGUGCAGUCUUCUCAGGCCAUUUUUCCCCCAGAGCUUACCAUACUGGAGGGUCAAUGUCGCGAAAAGAACAUCUCCAUGCCUUCUCUCAUGAUAUUGGCCGUCGCGCGCAGUUUGGCACGUACCGCAGACGUUUCUCACCCAAUCCUUGGCCUUUUCCAAAAUGGUCGCUCGAAUGACUAUCCCGAAAUCGAGCAGAUGGUGGGACCUACUGUUAAUAUGCUUCCGUUGGUGGUCCCGGAUGCCUUGGUAUCCCCUUCUCGAGAGGCUCUGCUAGACAUGCAGCAGAGGUUGGCCCAGCGUACUCUCUAUGACCAAACUGACCUUCAAUCCCUAUGUCAAAAAAUGAAGGCUCUUGGUCAAGAGAUAGAGUUCAACCUUCUUGUCAAUAUUCUUUGGCGUCAACUGAACAGCACACCUAGUAAGGAAGUGGACACCAUCUUUACUCCGCUGUCUCUAGACUCUGAUAUUAAGGUUGACUCUGACAAUCUGAUUACCGGAGAAACUGCGGUUGAUCACUUCGACUGGAAGCACUUCCCAGGGGGUAGUGGCAUCUAUCUGGAGAUUAGUUACAAUGAGGAACAUGAUGCUCUCCUUUGGAAACUUGACUACUCCUCUGUCUUAAUUUCGAAGCUGGAAGCGGAGGAAUUCUUGCAGAGGUUGGAGGAUGAGAUGAACACUAUAUUGGGACAUCUUUGA